AGAGCCCAGCCAGCCAGACACUACUAGCCCACAGUCGUCGUGUCCACCCCACCCAGUCGCAAUAAAACCCCCCUGCCCCAACGUCACACUUUACACUUUCCCCUCUAGCUCGUACUCUCCACCACUCUUCUGCCGCCCAAAAAAGUCAUCAACAAUGUCCGCCCUCGCCCGCUCCCUCCGCGCCUCGACCAACGUGUCGCGCGUCGCCGCCGCGCGUACCCAGGCCCGCGCCUUCUCCGUCUCGGCCGCCCGCAAGGACUGGGACUUCACCACUGUUGAGAAGCCUGGAUCGCUCUACAACUUUACCGACGAGGAGAACCUCCUCCGCGAGACUGUCCGCAAGUACGCGACCGAGGUCAUCGAGCCCAAGGUUCGCGAGAUGGACGAGUCCGAGGUCAUGGACAAGGACGUCAUUCAGGGCCUCUUUGACAACGGUCUCAUGGGUAUCGAGACCCCCGAGCAGUACGACGGUGCUGGCAUGUCGUUCACCUCGGCCAUCAUUGCCGUCGAGGAGAUUGCCCGUGUCGACCCCUCGGUCGCCGUGCUUGUCGACGUCCACAACACGCUCGUCAACACCGUCUUCCGUCACCACGCCUCGGACGCCGUCAAGGAGAAGUGGCUCCCUGGCCUUGCUACCAACAAGGUCGGCUCGUUCUGUCUGACCGAGCCCGGAGCCGGUUCCGACGCCUUCUCGCUCCAGACCACUGCCAAGCUCGACCCCUCGGGCGACUUCUACCUCCUCAACGGCACCAAGAUGUGGAUCUCCAACUCGGGCGAGGCCGAGACCUUCCUCGUCUUUGCCAACGUUGACCCCUCCAAGGGCUACAAGGGCAUCUCUGCCUUUGUCAUCUCCAAGGACAUGGGUGUCGAGAUUGCCAAGAAGGAGCAGAAGCUCGGUAUCCGCGCUUCGUCGACCUGCGUCCUCAACUUUGACAACAUCAAGAUCCCCAAGGAGAACGUUGUCGGUGAGAUCGGCAAGGGCUACAAGUACGCCAUCGAGAUCCUCAACGAGGGCCGUAUCGGUAUCGCCGCCCAGAUGAUCGGUCUCGCCCAGGGUGCCUUCGACAAGGCCAUCACCUACGCCUACCAGCGCAAACAGUUCGGCAAGGCCGUCGGCGACUUCCAGGGCAUGGGCUUCCAGUUCGCCGAGGUCGCUACCGAGAUUGAGGCUGCCAAGCUCAUCACCUACAACGCCGCCCGCCUCAAGGAGGAGGGCCGCAACUUCACCAAGGAGGCCGCCAUGGCCAAGUACUACGCCUCGACCGUCGCCAUGAAGGCCGCUGGCCAGGCCAUCGAGUGGUGCGGCGGUAUCGGCUUCACCCGCGACACUGGUAUCGAGAAGUACUGGCGUGACUCGAAGAUUGGCGCCAUCUACGAGGGCACCAACAACAUCCAGCUCGAGACCAUUGCCAAGCACCUCAAGAAGCAGUACGCAUAAGCGGCGAGUUGAAGAGGACGGUGGUAGCAGUUUAGGUCAGCAUAAGAGGACACAGAGUUACGUCUAGACGCCCUCAGGCGCACAGUUGUGUAUAGGUAAUGCAUCAAUAGCAAUA
Messenger RNA from Vanrija pseudolonga, 1553 nucleotides. It is a transcript of the gene Acadsb, whose product is annotated as Short/branched chain specific acyl-CoA dehydrogenase, mitochondrial. The record is from RefSeq and is a predicted model, not a curated record. Gene Ontology annotation, cellular component: mitochondrion. Gene Ontology annotation, molecular function: acyl-CoA dehydrogenase activity; flavin adenine dinucleotide binding. NCBI's taxonomy places the organism in Eukaryota, Fungi, Basidiomycota, Tremellomycetes, Trichosporonales, Trichosporonaceae. The coding region runs from base 155 to 1438 and encodes 427 amino acids. The transcript is spliced from 4 exons.